CCGUCGAGAGUGGAGCGGCCCUCGCCGAGCGCCGGAGCGGCCAGCCCCGGGGACUGAGCCGGACUGGCACGCGCGCCGCUCCCCGGGCAGCCCCGGCGCUGGCCGCGUCCCUCCGCGGCUCCUGGGGGGCUGCGCGACCGAGCCCUCCUCCCGCCCGGGCGCCCCAGGGAGCCCCCCCGGCGUCGCGGCGCCCCUUUCUGCAGGAUUGGGUUCUACACCAUGGCUGGAGCGUAGUCAUAUCCCCCCCCCCCGCCACACGCGCCUUGUGGGCCAGAACGCCACAUGGGCCCGGUGUGGGGGGGGAGCCAUCCAAUGAAAGAGCAGCGACGGGGCUCCCCCUAUUUUGGCCUUGUUAGGAGACUGACGUGAAAGAUGAUUGGUGGCCACUUGAAGGACGUUGCAUGAUUGGCUGUCUUCUAGGAGAGAGAGAGAGAGAGAGCGCCACUGAGAGCGUCACUGGCACGCGUUGCAUGUGGCUGUGACCAGAGAAAGGAAUAAACCAACAGCAGAGAAAACACAACUGGCGGGCGACUGGGUGGGGGCACCCGUCGCUCAGAUCCGGGGGGGUGGAGGGGGGGGAAACAGGACGCAUCCACCACGGAAGGAGCGACUGGAUGCAUCGCACAGUGGAACAGCUCGGGGGCCGUGCUGGACGCGAUCCCUUUUCUGUCGGCAGCCUGAGCUGCAGUGGAGCUUGGAGUUCUUGCCACCCUCGCCCAUGGCUCCCGGGCGGCAGGUGCUCUGCCAGUGUCGGGCAGCCUCAACUGCCUCUGCACCUGCCGCCCAACCAUGGCUCUAACAUGGGGCAACAUGGCAAGGGCUAUUUCCCCCCCGGGAAUCUGGCCCCGCGCCCCUUGCAUGGAAAGCUGGAGGCGAUCCACGGCUGUGUCCAAGCUCUGUUGCGAGACCAGGGACAGCCUCAGCUCUGGGAACAGCUGGGAGAGAUCUAUGAGUCCGAGCAAGACUGCGAGGAGGCUGUUCGCUGCUAUCAGAAUGCAGCCCGCUAUCAGCGUGACUACGGGAGCUACGGCGAGAUGCAUGCCCGAAUCGGGCGCCUGCAGCAGGCUCAGCUGUGGAACUUCCAUUCGGGGUCUUCUCAUCACCGGCCGAAAGCGUUACCCCCCUUGCAACAAGUUUGGAACCUUCUGCACCUUGAGAAGCGGAAUUUCUCGGCCAAGCGCAACCCCCAGCUGAAGAGACCUGGGCCACCGAUGGAGCCACCUGUGGUCCAGCCCAUCCCCCCAGUCCAGCACCCAGCCCACCCUGGGCACGGCGAAGAGAUGCCCGCCCCCAUGAAGAGGCGCAGGAGCACCAGCCCAGACCAGAAUGGCAGUGGGGUAGGCCAGCACCCCCCUGGGCCUGGAGUCCCUGGAAACCCUCAUUACCAGCUGCCUAAACCAGGAUUAUGGAAUCCCCUCCAUGGAGAGACGUGGGGUGUGGAGCGCAAGAGCGUGGCUGCCCCAGAGAGACAAGACCAGAGGAGCUCCGUGGCUCACCCUUUCCCAUACCCGUCUCCCGCCUACGGCUCGCAUCCUCCCCCCCACCGCCUGCCAGCCAUGGCCCCCAGCCCCCGCACACCGCCAGCACACCGAGCCCCUCUCGAGAGCCAUGGCUGCCUGGGCCGGCCCAACGGAAGUGACCUUAGAGACAGCCGAGUCCCCCGGGCACGUCCAGACUCUACCGCCACACCAGCAACUGUUGCCUGCGUGCCUUACGCCCCACGCCCGAGCCCGGGAGGGCCUCCCGUCACCAGCAAGACCACCCCGCGGGGGCAGCCAAACCCUGACAGCCUUGGCCCUGGCCAUCACCAAGCGCCGGCAGCACAGCAAUCGGGCCCUGCCCAGGAGAGCAACGGCCGCAGACCGCCACCGCCGCGCUCGGCGCCUUGCCUUGCUUCCCGCAUGCCGUCCCCUCCCACUAUCACCAGGAGGGCUCCCCCAGCGGUGGCUCCAUCGCCCACUGCCGCACCGUGCCCACCGCCGCCUCCCCCGCCCCCUCCCUUGCCCUGGCUGAAAGGCCCAGCGUUCAGUAACAAAGCAGGCGAAGGAAAAGCCAGCGUGGACCCCCUGGAAGAAAUUCUGUUUGGGUGCGGGGAACCCCAUCGGGGGGAGCCACCUCCCCUCGGGGGCUGUGACUCUGAGUGCAGCUUCCAGGACUCCGCCACCAGCAGUCCGAAAGGGGCCUUCUCUCACCCCAGGGAAGGGGGUGUGGACAAGCCGAGCCCACCAACUUCGGCCAGCCCAGAGGCCUCCCCAUCCUCCGAGUUCUGGCUGUCCAAAAGUGGCAUGGAGGAGAAAGGUUCUGGGGACACAAGAGCCCCGACCCCGACCCCUGCAAUUACCUCAGGAACCUUCAGGCCACCAGAGAGCCCUCCUCAGCUGUCGGCGCUGCCACAACCCCCACUCCUGCCCCCGCCCCCGCCUCCACCCCCACCGCCACACCAGGCCCCCUACCCAAAGACCCCAGACCCAGCAGUGGUGCCCCCAGCCACAGAGGCCUCCCCAUCCCGCCUCUUUGACUUCGCCAGCCCCCCAAUGGAGGAUCAGUUUGAGGAGCCCCCUGAAAUCUCUGCUGAUGGCCUAGCAAAUAUCAUGAAGAUGUUGGAUGAAUCGAUCCGGCAGGGAGAGGAGGAGCGUGAGGAGAGCUUCCCCCCACCGCCUCCCCCUGCCCCACUCCUCCCUAGUCCCCCACCUUUGGCACGACCAAAGCCCCCAACCCCGUCUCCCGCCUCCUUUGAUUACCCCAAGCCCCCCGGGCAGGAUCCGCCUGAGCCACCCUGUUUAUACCGCUUUGGCAAGCGAGACGGAGAAGAGCGGCCCCCGGCUGUGGCGGCGGCGGCAGCAGCAGGGGGCAAGUUCCCCCACCACAGCACUGCUUCUCUGCUCAAGUCUUUGGCCAAUGUCUUGGAGGGGCAGAAACACUCCUAUCGGCCCAAACCACUGGCCCCCCCUGGUGCUAAGAUUGUCCCUCCGGCCAGCGCCAGCCAAAGUGCUGGGCCUCACUUCUCUACCUCAAACCAAGCCUGGUCUGGAGGGGCAGGAGCGGGAGGGGAGCGGGCAGCCACCCCCCCUCCGCCACCCACCACCAGGCCCAUCAAGACAGAGUCAGAGGUACUAGAAGAAAUUAGCCGAGCUUGUGAGACGCUGGUAGAACAGGCAGGGCGUGAGCAGAGCCCCCCUCCGCCAGCCACCCCCCCGCCAGCCACCCCCCCACCCCCGCCUCCUCCCGCUUCCCCUCCAGCGCCUUCCCCACUUCCACCUCCUCCUCCAGCCCCCACACCGCCACCCCCUCCACCCCCUCCACGCCCCAAGGAUGAGUCCCGCAAACGGGAUCGGGAACACCGGCGCCACCGGCGGUCUGGUAAGGACGGUUUGAGGAGGCACCGAGAGAGCAAGAAUCACAAAGAAAAGAACCGGCAAAUUCUGGGCAGCUUGGACGUACAGAGCACUGAAAGCCAGGCCCGAGAAAACGGGGCCAAGCCACCCCCUCUGGCCGCCCCACAGCCUGAGCGGAGACCUCCUGUGAAGAAGGAAGAGGGGACCGCGAGCUCGGGAUCCACCGUCGUGUGUUCCGCCGACCUCCUCAAGCUGCGUUCCUUCACGGAAGGGCCCCCGAAGGAGCUGAAAAUCCGCCUCAUCAAGGUGGAGAGUGGAGAUAAGGAGACCUUCAUUGCCUCCGAAGUGGAGGAGCGGCGCAUCCCCUUGAGUGAGCUCACCAUCAACCAUUCAGCCGCGGAAGUGGUACGCGCCAGCAAGCAUGCCAAGGUGAAGGGGAAAUUUAAGGAGUCUUACCUGUCGCCUGCCCAGUCCGUCAAACCUCAGAUCAACUCAGAUGAAAAGCUCCCCCGGGAUAAACUCAACCCUCCCACCCCGAGCAUAUACCUGGAGAGCAAGCGGGACGCCUUCUCCCCUGUGCUGCUGCAGUUCUGCACGGACCCCAAGAACCCCAUCACGGUCAUCCGGGGCUUGGCUGGCUCCCUCCGCCUCAACCUGGGUCUGUUUAGCACAAAGACGUUGGUGGAGGCCAGCGGGGAGCACGCCGUGGAGGUCCGCACACAGGUGCAGCAGCCGUCGGACGAAAACUGGGACCUCCUAGGCACGAAGCAGGUGUGGCCGUGUGAGAGCAGCCGGUCUCACACCACCAUUGCCAAGUACGCCCAGUACCAGGCCGCCUCUUUCCAGGAAUCUCUUCAGGAAGACAAGGAGAGCGACGAAGAAGAAGCGGAAGAGCCGGACAGCACCACGGAGCCUCCCCCCAGCAACCCCGACCAGAAACCUCACCAGAUCAUCAAGUUUGGGACCAACAUCGACCUCUCGGAUGCCAAACGGUGGAAGCCACAGCUGCAGGAGCUGCUGAAGCUGCCAGCUUUCAUGCGAGUAACUUCUACGGGGAACAUGCUGAGCCACGUGGGACACACCAUCCUGGGCAUGAACACAGUGCAGCUCUAUAUGAAAGUGCCGGGCAGCCGCACACCCGGUCACCAGGAGAACAACAACUUCUGUUCAGUGAACAUCAACAUUGGGCCUGGCGACUGCGAAUGGUUUGCGGUCCAUGAGCAUUACUGGCAAAGCAUCAGCGCCUUCUGUGACAGGCAUAGCGUGGAUUACCUGACUGGCUCAUGGUGGCCCAUCCUCGAAGACCUUUACCAGUCAAACAUCCCCGUCUACCGCUUCAUUCAGCGGCCUGGAGACCUGGUGUGGAUCAAUGCGGGCACUGUGCAUUGGGUUCAGGCCACAGGCUGGUGCAACAACAUUGCCUGGAACGUUGGCCCGUUGACAGCUUACCAGUAUCAGCUGGCCCUCGAGCGCUAUGAGUGGAACGAGGUGAAGAACGUCAAGUCCAUCGUCCCCAUGAUCCACGUCUCCUGGAACGUGGCCCGCACUGUCAAGAUUAGUGACUCCGACUUGUACAAAAUGAUCAAGUAUUGUCUGAUGCAGUCGAUAAAACAUUGCCAAGUCCAGCGUGAGAGUCUAGUGCGGGCUGGAAAGAAGAUCGCCUACCAGGGCCGGGUGAAGGAUGAGCCAGCCUACUACUGCAACGAAUGCGACGUGGAGGUUUUCAACAUCCUCUUUGUGACCAGCGAGAACGGCAGCAAGAACACCUACCUGGUGCACUGCGAGGCGUGUGCCCGCAAACGCAGCUCUUCUCUCCACGGCGUCGUGGUGCUUGAGCAGUACAAGACGGAGGAACUGAUACACAUCUAUGACAGCUUCACUCUGGCUGCGUCACCUAGUUCAAGAUGAGCCAUACCAUGCCUGGACACGGAUGCCUGGGCUGUUCCUCCAAGCUGGCCUCUUCCCCCUCUUCACCAUGUGCAUGGCAGAGGGGGUUGUUCAUAGCCUGGCCCCCUCCUCCCUCCAUAGCAGCUGAGCCUCUGAUCCACUCAUUUAUGCCCGCUCCGAGCCAGGGCGGGACAGAACUGGCGUACCUAGAUGUCUGCCCCCUCUCCCCCACAAUGGAUCCUUUUUAAUUUAUUCUUCAAAAUGAACCUUUUUUCUUCUGGGUGGUGCUGAUUUUGUAUUAAAAGAAAAAAAAACAAGAAAAAACUGGAUUUAAGAAAAAAAAUAAAUAGAAGGGCAAGAGAAAGAGACUGGCCAGGGUGUGCUGGCUGGCUUCUCUGGUGGGAGAGGAAGCGUGGGCCAGUGUCCCGUCCCGUGUCAAAACCCACCGUGCCCGAGCGCCCCCCGAACAAGGGUCUGGGGCUUCGAUACAGAGGAGAACAAAGGACUUUUCCUUCUUCGCAAGAGCAUUACUAUUUCACUUUCUCAAUGGGAUGGAAAGUGAACAUGUGGAACGGAGAGAUGGCUUUUAAUUUGGGGCACGUGGUUUGUGUUUUUUUUUUAAAGCAAACAAUUUUUCUCUUGUUGCAAAAUUUAAAGGAAAAAGAGAAAAAAAACGCAAGCAAGCAAAAAAAAUUAAUACGGGUUUCUUAACACAGGACUUUUUGGGGGGGUUCGUUUCUCUCUCUGGUUGAACUCAUUGGGAGGGAGGAGAGUGUACAUUGAUUUCUAUAUAUUGGCGGGGUGGGCGGGGGGCAAUUUUGCGCGUGUGGUUUUUAACGACGAUGAUGGAUAUUGAUUUCUUACAUCCUUUUAUAUAUUAUAUAUAUAAAAUAUAAGGAGGAAAAAAAUCCUGGUUUGUAUUAGAAACUGCUUUUAAAAAACACAAAACAUAAAAACACACACAGAGAAAGGAGUCCGGUGGAAAUGUUUGUGCAAGGCACCAGGGAAUUCCUGUGCAGCGAGUUGCAAUGGUGAAAACAGCCCUGUGAGAAGGGCUUGGUGCUGGCCCCAAAUCAGACACACGGGUAGAUGGGAGAAUAUUUUGCAAAAACGGGGGAGGGAGCUUAUUCCUCUCCCCCCUUUCUUUAGGUGGUCUCUUAGCCCACCCUUGUGCCAUUUUGGACUGGGGAGGUGUAAUGGGACCCUUCAUGCUGUCCUUAAUCCCCUCUUCCUUACCUGUGAAAUCCCCUUAACUCUGCCCAACCCUUCAAAUCCUUUAACUCUUCCCUCUCCACCUUCUUUUUUCUCACUCAAACCCGCCCCCUCUUCUAAACUCUGCAUGCUUUAGGCUCUAAAGUUCUCACUCCCAAUUCAUAGUUUUAAAACCAGAAAUGUCUCAGAUUUGGGGUAAUUUUUUUUUGUUUUUCUUUUAUAUAUAAGUAUAUUUUGUGUGUGUGUUUGUACCUCCAUGCCUCAGAAUUGUUUGCAAUUUUGUAAAUGUUUUCUUUCUCUCUUCCUUCUUUUAAUUUAUAUGUCCUCUUUUUUGGUAAUGAUUUCUCUAUUUAUUGGUCCUUUAUUGGGGUUUGAUCCAACUUUUUUUAAAAAGAAUCUUUUUACAAUGCUGUUGUAUCUGUUUUUUAUUUUUAAAAUCUUUUUGUUUGUUUUUGUUUCGACUUCUCUCUGGAAUUUUUGUUUGAAUUUCUGAUUUUUUUUGGUCUGUUAAUAUUUUCCUUGACAUAUGGUGCUCAGUCUUCUCAUACGGGGGGCGGGGGGGGGGCGUUUAAUCCUGAAUCAUCUGUUGAUUUCCUUUUUUUAAAGCAGACUCACCCCACCCUGCAUUGUAGAGCUCUCUUCCUUCCGAAACCUGCACUUUUUAAUUUCCCGAUUUUUUUCUUCUUCUCACAAACACACUGAAACAAAACAGAUGAACAUCUAGCGUCUUUGGAAACAAAAAUUUAAAAAAGGAUUCUUAUUGUACUGUAGGGGACAAGGAUAAACAAAUCUUAUUUUGUAAAUGUAAAAAAAAAAAUUAAAUUAACUCACAGAGAUAAAAGAA
This is a messenger RNA of Eublepharis macularius, 7278 nucleotides long. It is a transcript of the gene KDM6B, whose product is annotated as lysine demethylase 6B. Gene Ontology annotation, cellular component: MLL3/4 complex. The coding region runs from base 615 to 5243 and encodes 1542 amino acids. Lineage: Eukaryota; Metazoa; Chordata; Lepidosauria; Squamata; Eublepharidae. The record is from RefSeq and is a predicted model, not a curated record. The transcript has 24 exons. Gene Ontology annotation, molecular function: protein binding; RNA polymerase II cis-regulatory region sequence-specific DNA binding; histone H3K27me2/H3K27me3 demethylase activity. Gene Ontology annotation, biological process: regulation of gene expression; heart development.